Messenger RNA from Oryza sativa Japonica Group (Japanese rice), 1715 nucleotides. Its product is annotated as heavy metal-associated isoprenylated plant protein 9. The record is from RefSeq and is a predicted model, not a curated record. NCBI's taxonomy places the organism in Eukaryota, Viridiplantae, Streptophyta, Magnoliopsida, Poales, Poaceae. Gene Ontology annotation, molecular function: metal ion binding.
GUAGAGAUUCUCCGGGAAAAAGAAAAAUCAAUGCAGCAUUUUGAGCUAGCUAGCUAGCUGAGGUGGGGCAUAUAUAUAAGUCGCCGCAUUGUGCAGUACUACAUAUCACAAUAUCACAUGGCUAGCUAGCUGAGUAUCGAUCAGUCAUCUGGACUGGUCUGUACGUUCGAAGCUAGCUAGCUAGCUCGUCUGAGAAGAAGAAGAAGAUCUGAGCUACUCCUUCUAAUUCGAUCGCCAUGGGCGAGCAAGUUAAGCUCAACGACGACAAGGAGGAGGGCGGCAAGGAGAAGAAUUCGAAGCAGGUGGAAGAAGUAGCACCGGCGGCAGAGAAGAAGGAGGAAGCUGCAGCAGCAGCAGAUGCAGGGAGCAAGGAAGAAGAGCAGGUGCCGCCGCCACCGGCACCGGUGAUCCUGGGCGUGGAGCUUCAUUGCACCGGUUGCGCCAGGAGGAUGAGGCGGUGCAUCCUGCGGAGCAAGGGCGUGCAGGGCGUGGAGGUGGACAUGGGCGGCAACCAGCUCACCGUCACGGGCAUCGUAGACCCUCAAGCCCUCUGCGCUCGCCUCCGCCACAAGACCUUGCGCAACGCCACCGUCAUCUCCCCGCCGCCGCCCCCAACUAGUACCGAGGACCAAGACCAGCACCAGCCAUCCCCGCGGCCGCCGCUCGUCCAUUCGCAGGUGAGCGAUGUGACGACGGUGGAGCUCCUGGUGAACAUGCACUGCGAGGCCUGCGCCCAGCAACUGCACAAAAAGAUUCUCAAGAUGAGAGGGGUCCAAACCGCUGACACCAACUUGAGCACCGGCAAGCUGACGGUGACCGGUACCGUCUCAGGCGACAAGCUCGCCGAGUACAUCCACCGCCGCACAGGCAAGCUCGCCACGGUCGUCGUGCCCCCGCCCCCAAAGCCCAAGGAGGAGGAGGAGGAGAAGACCAACGACGACAAGCCUCCUCCUCCUCCUGCAGCCGAAGCUGACAAGAAAGAUGAGGAAAAUAAGCCGGCGGCGGAAGACGGCAGCAGCAAGCUGCAGAAUGAAGCAGAGGGCAACGCCAACAAGGAAGCAGCAGCAGCAGCAGAGGAGGAGGCGCCCGAGGAGGAGAAGGCAGCAGCGAUUGCGAAUAAUAAGCAGCAGCAGGAGGAUGGUUCGGUGGUGGUGGAGGGGUUCCCGCCGGAGGAGAUGAUGAAGCGGAUGCACUUGUACUGGCCGCCGUACGGGCACGGCUACACGAGUUACUACCACCACCACCACCACCACCAGGGCGGUCAGGCUCACCCCUGUGCAAAUCUUCACUCGUGGGUGCCUCCACCACCACCACCACCACCACCUCCUCCUCCUGUGUACUACAGCAGCUACGUCAUGCUGGACCGACCGCCACCGCCGCCGCCGCAGCUCUUCAGCGACGAGAACCCAAACGCGUGCGUCAUCUCAUAGCACCUUAAUUUCCCUAUGAAACGAGACAUUGGCCUUGGCUACGUACCAGCUGCUGCGAUUUAAUGAACCCAGGAUUUCGAUGUAUACGAUACGUACUCUCUCCUAUUCGUAUGUAGUCUCACGCCUAUUAGUUUUACUUGACAUCCAUCUCCUAUCGAUGUAUCCGCUUGCCCGCCGCCGCUCCUGCCCCUCGCCGCCCGCCGCGGGAGAAAGAGAGAAGGCCCCACAGUGGGUCCCACAAAUUUUAUUUUUACGUGAAUGAUAAAUGGGUCCCACACAUACUUU